CCAUCACCCAUACCGUCACUCGCUCUCACUAGCUACUAGCCCACAUUUCACAAGUUACGCAGUGCCAUCAUGCCAAGCGCCAGUGCCGCAAGCCCUUCGUCCAGACGUGCCCAUCCGAAGUACAGCGAGAUGAUCGCCGCUGCCCUCGAGGCCUUGAAGGAGCGCAGGGGAUCCUCCCGCCAAGCGAUCCUCAAGUUCAUCCUCGCAACCUUCACGGUCGGGGAUGAGAAAGCUGCCGGCGUCCACCUGAAGCAGGCCCUGAGGAGAGGCGUCGCCGACGGGUCCUUGGAGCAGACGAAGGGCACCGGCGCUUCCGGCUCCUUCAGACUUUCUAAGGAGGAAGUUAAGAAGAACAUCGUUAAAAAGACAACUGCGAAGAAAUUCACCGCUAAGAAGGACGCAAAGAAACCCACCGCUAAGAAGGUUGCAAAGAAACCCACCGCCAAGAAGGUUGCAAAGAAACCCACCGCCAAGAAGGUUGCAAAGAAACCCACCGCCAAGAAGGUUGCAAAGAAACCCACCGCCAAGAAGGUUGCAAAGAAACCCACCGCCAAGAAGGUUGCAAAGAAACCCACCGCCAAGAAGGACGCAAAGAAACCCACCGCCAAGAAGGACGCAAAGAAACCCACCGCCAAGAAAGACGCAAAGAAACCCACCGCCAAGAAGGACGCAAAGAAACCCACCGCCAAGAAGGACGCAAAGAAACCCACCGCUAAGAAGAGCGCAAAGAAAGUAUCGCCCAAAAAUUCCAAGGCUUCAAACAAAGCGACGACCAAAGUAACAAAGAAAACCGCAGCAGCAAGGUCUACCGCGAAGGCAGCAAAGGCACCCAAAGCAAAAGUUACCAAGAAGUCCAAAGCUUAGCGGCGAGAAACUACUACUCGCCGAUAUAGUGCGACCAACACUUUUAAGUCCAGUGUGCCAGCCUGUAUAAAUUUUGCUUUCAGAUACGUUUGAAAUAAACACAAACACACAUAUAUAGUUA
Molecule: messenger RNA, 985 nt
Organism: Penaeus vannamei (Pacific white shrimp)
Lineage: Eukaryota; Metazoa; Arthropoda; Malacostraca; Decapoda; Penaeidae
Source: RefSeq, a predicted model, not a curated record